Messenger RNA from Penicillium samsonianum, 1740 nucleotides. RefSeq names its product sialidase family protein. The record is from RefSeq and is a predicted model, not a curated record. Bases 1 to 1740 code for a protein of 579 amino acids. Lineage: Eukaryota; Fungi; Ascomycota; Eurotiomycetes; Eurotiales; Aspergillaceae. The transcript has a single exon.
AUGGCCAAAUUGAGUAGCUUCACAGCACGCGUCCUCUUUCUACUAGCUGUACUGUUUGCGAAAUCCACCCUUGCAGUUUACGAUUCGCUCUGGCAACCUGCGCAAAACGAUGAAGCAGUUGGAUAUUCACGCGUAAUCAAGCUCCAACAUGCAGGUGGCACAAAUGGCAAACUCCUCGCUACUUUUGAACACUGGUACACCAAUAAUGCGCCGAGUAAUUAUAUUAUUCGGGAGAGCACCAAUAACGGCACAACAUGGGACACAUUGACAACUGUGGCCGCCCCUGGUGACCUUCCAACUCAAUUUUACUACCAGCCUUUCCUAUUCGAGUUCCCCCAGCAGCUUGGGAAGUAUGCCGAAGGUACCAUCCUCUUGGUUGGAAAUUUGCAGGGCAAGAAUGCCACCGACUUCUAUUCCUGGCGAUCUACAGAUCAUGGCAAGACAUGGGAUCCGGUGGGUGUUUGGCAGAAGGGGUGGGCUCCCGGCCAAGUCAACGGUUCCCACGGUAUUUGGGAGCCAUUUUUGUUCUUGGAUAGCCAGAGCAACCUCGUUGCUGUUUUUUCGGAUGAACGCGAAAACGAAGUCCAUUCUCAAAAGCUAGUCGAAGUUGUCUCUAAAGAUGGUGGUGACACCUGGAGCAAUGUCACGGAUAUCGUCGUUGGCUCUGAACAGACCUUCCGACCUGGAAUGGCGACCGUCGCCAAGAUGGACAAUGGAGAGUAUUUCAUGAGUUAUGAGUGGUGUGAUACCCGAGGCUAUCCAAAGCCUUGCUCCGUUCAUGGGAAAACAUCCAAAGACGGUGUAACGUGGGAUGCAAGUGACGAGGGCGUGUUUGUUUCUUCGCCUGACGGCGUCCAAGCGUCCGGGAGCCCGUAUAGUAUCUGGGAUCCUGUGGGGAAGCAGUUGAUCGUAUCUAGCCAGGCAAAACGGCAGUUCUCCAAUGCUUCCUACUUGGACAAUCCUCCUUUCCUCGUUGAAGAUCGACAUGCCGUCCACAUUAAUCUGGAUCACGGCAGUGGCGAUUGGCACUGGGCAUCAGCACCUUGGCAUGUUCCGAUUGCAAAUAACUGCAAUGUUAAUUACAGUCCUAACUUGUUGCCAUUGCCAAAUGGAACAAUUUUGUAUUCGGCAAAGACACCGGCUCCCCAAGGUGAACAAUGCGAACAGAGCACUGGCGCAGCGGCCAUCGGAAUUCUACCAUACAACUCUGACUUUCCAGUCACUGGUGACGCUGGGUGGAUUGACUUCGACGGGAUCUGGUCCGUUUCAGGUGAUCAGUACAAGUUUCCACCCGUUACUGAUCCAGCCACGGUUGUUCUCACCGGUUCGUCGGGAUGGACAGACUACGAGAUUAGCGCAGAUGCUAUCGUGACGAGUUCAUCCGGGGUAGUGGGUCUCCUGGCGCGGGCUUCUCAUCUAUACACUGCUCCCAACAACAUCACAAGAUACACAGCUGCAAUUGAUAGCAGUCGUGGCGACUUCACCUUGUAUCGCGUGGGCGAUAAAGGAGCAACUACUUUGAGCUCAAAGCCUGUUCCUGGUGGCAUCAAGGCAAAUCAAAAAUAUCAUCUAUCCCUUUCAGUGAAGUCUGCCACCCUUGUUGCCACCGUGACCGGAAGCGGAGGUGCAAAGACUAGCUUCUCCGUCGUCGAUGAUGGCUUGGGACGAGGUAUGGCGGGAUUGUUUGGCAGCUACGGCAGUGGUGGUUUCAGCAAUGUUCAAAUUAAACGUGUGAUAUGA